CAUCGUUCUUGCACAGAGACUUCGUAUUCAUCUGUCCGAUGCGGACCUGGACGCUCUCCUGCUGCAAGCCGAAGAACUGAAAUCAGCGCUGCCUUCCCCGGACCUACCCAAACAAGAACUCGAGCUCGUCGAUCUUACCUCGGCGCCGUGGAACCGUUCCAACAUCCUGCCACCGAGCACCAGCGAGCCGCUGCUGAGAUGGCUCAAGAGCUUCUAUCAAGAGCAUGUGCAGCCCCUACACUCCGCGAUCGAGCCGCGCUUUCAAGAGUCUUUGAGAAUCCGAGCCAUCUCGUAUCCAAAGAUCCGAAGGAGGCUGGCGGAGUUCGGUCCCGAAGUGAGUCGUGCACUAGCUUUCAGGCGUGCAAGACUGACGGCUACUCUCAGGCAGAGUUGGUGCAUCCCACACGGGCGUGGGCGACGGUCUUCGAGGGCGAGGCGUGGAGGAAGACGCGAGGAGACGUCUCUCAUCCCAGCAUCCUGCUCAACGUCAGUCACGAGCCAUUCACGGUGCACCUGCACGCGGGUCCAACCCGGACGGCUUCAGGCGAGCGUCUGCCUCCCGGAGAUAAGUACAAGGGCCCCGACAUCGUCUCCACGCUCGUGCUCCAGCCUGGGCACAUUCUCUUCCACCGGCCUCUGGCCGAGCGGCGCUACCGCCUGGCUCCGGCGUCGCAGGCAGGAGACGGCCCAGCUUCGGACUACUGGGCUGUCGCGCUGACGAGACCUUUCUAUCUGCCGCGCGAGAAGAUCGUCAAGCAUUGGCGAAAGAUCAUGGCUAAGGCUAUGAAGAAAGUCGCACCUCCUCCAAAGCGAACGUCGAAGAAGUGGGCGGUCUACGAAAAGGAAGGGCGGGCGGUGGCGAAGUGGGCGGCCAACGUGGCGUCGGAUGCCCUGGUAGCCCAUAGAGCGAAGGUCAAGAGGUCAGGGAUCAUACUGGCGAAGAUGCUGGCAGAGAUCGCUGCAGAAGAUUCCGACGACGGCGUUCAGCAGGACGCAGCUCGUCAGGCCAAGCGACCCCGACUCUCAUGAAAAGAAAGACGCACUGAGGCGCUGCGUCUCACUUCGCUUUGAGUACGCUGUGCCCUUUAGUUGUCUCAGAAGCUGGCUGCGAAUGAAACAAAUGCUCGAGUUC
This is a messenger RNA of Tilletiopsis washingtonensis, 1132 nucleotides long. RefSeq lists its product as hypothetical. The record is from RefSeq and is a predicted model, not a curated record. Lineage: Eukaryota; Fungi; Basidiomycota; Exobasidiomycetes; Entylomatales. The coding region runs from base 199 to 1029 and encodes 276 amino acids. The transcript has a single exon.